Messenger RNA from Sugiyamaella lignohabitans, 2148 nucleotides. Its product is annotated as ribosome biogenesis protein Rix1 (predicted). The transcript has a single exon. Bases 1 to 2148 code for a protein of 715 amino acids. Lineage: Eukaryota; Fungi; Ascomycota; Dipodascomycetes; Dipodascales; Trichomonascaceae. Gene Ontology annotation, biological process: rRNA processing. The record is from RefSeq and is a predicted model, not a curated record. Gene Ontology annotation, cellular component: nucleus.
AUGUCGCUGAGUAUUCUGCUGUCGUCGUUCCCGCCGGGAGUCGAGGAGCAUGCUGUGAUCCAGCAGACGGGUCUGCCUAUUUUGGAGACUAUAGCGUCGAAAUCGCCUCAGAUUUUCCUCGAGGCCGAUGAUACGCUCGUUCAUAAGUUCAAUGUUAAGAUUUCGGGUCUGUUGAAAAGCAAAUCACCUGUUUGUAGAUGGUUUGGUGCGUAUCUGGCUAAGAUGUCGGUGGACGCUUCACCUCUGAUUCUCAAGUCACACGGUGCUACAUGGGCCAAUAUUCUCAUUCAUAUUCUGGAACUUCCAGAGCCUCCAGUCACUACCCAGAUCGCGGUACAGGCUCUGUCGUCUAUUUUUGCGAAUACAGUGGGCAAAUCAGAACUGACUCGUGAGAUUACUACUCCUAGACUGCCUGCAUACUUGAAACUGCUGCUGAAUAAACUCAAGGACAUUGUCAAAGGAUUCACUUCUGGCUCGUCAAAUGCAUCUGCUAAUCAGACUACUGUCCUAAUUCCAACACUAGUAAAGGCAUUGACUCGCGUUCUUCGUCAACAGUCGACGUCGUUCCGUCCAUUCUCAGGUGGAUUUCAUACAUGUCUGGUAGACCUGCUCAACCAGUCUAUCAGUAGUCCAGCCAGUAUUCCGGAUGAAUUGUUACAGGAUAUUUGUACUGCGUAUGUGUGUCUUCAUAUGUCGGCUACCAAAGGAACUGAAGCUGAAGAAUGGCGGUCCGCUUGUAUUGCCGUUAUUAACGAGAUUCAUAUCACUGCGGACCAGCUGGCUAUCAAAUAUGUUCGUGAAGAUAAUGCCAAUUCCAGCAGUAAUAACAACUAUAAUCGUCAUCCAGUACUUAAUUUACAACCAGCUGGAUUUAAUACCAGUGCCAGUGCCUCGCCAGAAUCAGUAUCUCCUCUGGCAUAUGUCAAACACUUUGAAGUGCUCUUCUGUCUAUUAACCUCUUUCUUCACUACACCUACUAAAAUAUCGGUCAAGAUGCCUUUAGGAGCCAUUGAAGACCUGACAGACCGUCUUUAUUCUAUUUCCCGCUACACAACAAAACAACCUGUUCUCGACAAAACUCUCUACUCCAUUUUUCUGUCAGUAAUGGACAAAGUGCAUGUGUUAGUGACUGCUCUCAACAUAACACUGCUGCCUGUUGUUGGCAACAGCGUGCUUGAACAUUUUGACAUGCUACUUCAUCACAUUUCAGCUCUGUGUGAUGGAGCUGACCAGACAGUCCAGUUGGUUCUUCUCCAGUUUGUAUCGAAACUGCUUGUACAAGUUUCAGUGGUCCCCAAGUCGUACACCCAGACCGUUUCACGACUAAUACAUCCUAUCUCAACCAGUCUAGUUACAGACCGAACCACUUCUGACCCUCGAUUCCAGCAGCUGUCUGACUUUAUCUCCAACAGCAAAGCAUUCCAGAACCCUGUUCCUUCAUACGUCAACAACGUCGUCAGCGAGUUCUUCACUGCUGUUCUCAAAACAAUGCCUGACCUACCAUUAAACAUCAGAGCGGAAAUCGACCGUUACUUCAUAUUCUCGAGCAACCAGUCCGGUCUGAAUACCAGUGCUCUGUACCCAGGAAACCUCGCUCGCUACAGCGUCGCACCCAUGGCCGCCAGACUCGACAGCGGACUGGGUCUAGCAUCGUCGCUAAUCCACCCACGACUGCCACCCCUCGCUGUAUCCACCCAAAACCUCACGAAAACUGCCUCUAUCGACCCUUCAGCUACCAAUGGCAUCGCAUCUCAACCAGAAAACACCCACGAAGACGACCUCUACCAUUCACAUACUUCCAUCACCACCACCACAACUGAAUAUCAAGCACAGCUGUCAUCGCACCCCUCUCAAACCAUGGAAAUCGACGAACUCCCUGCACCUGUAGAACCGACUCCUGCUUCCAUCGCUCGCAAAGAACUGCCACCUCCUCUCGUCACAAACCGACCGUCUGAACCCAUUGUCGCACCCCCCACCCCAGCAUCGCAACCGGCACCAAACCAGCCCGUUCAACAGCUGGUGGACGACGUGGUACCCCUACCAGCACCCACUGUCGCACCCACGUACGCCCCAGACUCGGACUCAGACGACGACGUCGAGAUCCCCAUCAUCAUCGACGCCGACAGCGACAGCGACGAGGACAUGUAA